GAGAGACCAGCAGGAGAUUAUAUGGGGCUUUUCACUUUCAAUCAUUCAUCCACUGCUCUUUACCACGUCUGUUAUCCUUUAACUGCAGCAGACUGGGGAGAUACAGACCCUCUGCGUGCCCCCACCUCCUCGUUCUACAGCUACCGGGGCCUUGAGAGUUCAAUGAUUAAACUCGGUCUGUUUGCCUGGAAAAGUUUGAAUUUGGGGGGUUUUUCAAAUGAGCAGACGGUUUGACCUCUCCUCCAGCCAAUAACCAGGAGACUCCACCUUCCGUCCCAAACAGACCUGCUGCUUCUCCUGCAGUGUCAGAGCUCCUGGCCGCCCUCACUCCGGCUACAUCUCACACGGGAAGCACGCCCUCACGCCGCCGAAAUGCCUACUUUGGGAAUGGAAAUCCUGGGAGUGUCCCUGGCGGUCCUGGGGUGGAUUUCCGCCGCGGCGUCUUGCGCCCUGCCGAUGUGGAGGGUGUCGGCGUUCAUCGGGGUGAACAUCGUCACGGCACAGACCACCUGGGAGGGCAUCUGGAUGAGCUGCGUGGUCCAGAGCACCGGCCAGAUGCAGUGCAAGGUCCACGACUCCAUGCUGGCGCUGAGCAGCGACCUCCAGGCGGCCCGGGCCCUCACCGUCAUCUCCAUCGUGUUGGGAAUCAUCGGGGUCCUCGUGGCCAUCAUGGGGGCCAAAUGCACCAACUGCGUGUCCGAGGAGGCGAGUAAAGCCCGGGUGAUGAUCGCGGCCGGGGCGGCCUUCGUCCUGGCCUCCCUGACCCAGCUGAUCCCCGCGUCGUGGUCGGCCCACUCCAUCGUGACGGAGUUCUACAGUCCGCUCAUUCCUGAAGCCCAGAAGAGGGAGAUCGGCGCGGCGCUGUACCUGGGCUGGGCCGCAGCCGCCUUCCUCCUCAUCGGAGGGUGCAUCCUGUGCUCCAGUUGCCCCAAGGAACCGGAGAAAAGAUUCGGACCUCCAUCAAAGAUGAUGUACACCCCAAACAGCUCCGUCGCCCCCAGCGGCUUCAACAGGAGGGACUACGUCUGAAGUCACGCCUGCCGUGGAACAACCUCAAGCGUCGUGUCCUUUACAUUAUUCUCUUGUUCUGUUCUUUCUUGUUUUUUUUUACUAAACCUUUAAUCAAACUUGUUUCUGUGACGGCAACUACAUGUUAGUGUGUGUUCCAGGUGUGCACAGUACUUUAUACCUCAUGAAAAGAAACGUAUACUAAUGAUCAACACCUUUAGAGUAGCUGUAUUUGUAUUUAUACUUGUUUUUUGAAAGCCUUUGAAUUUGUAAAU
Salarias fasciatus (jewelled blenny) is the source of this 1283-nucleotide messenger RNA. Its product is annotated as claudin-3-like. The record is from RefSeq and is a predicted model, not a curated record. NCBI's taxonomy places the organism in Eukaryota, Metazoa, Chordata, Actinopteri, Blenniiformes, Blenniidae. The transcript has a single exon. Bases 373 to 1029 code for a protein of 218 amino acids. Gene Ontology annotation, cellular component: membrane; bicellular tight junction. Gene Ontology annotation, molecular function: structural molecule activity.